Molecule: messenger RNA, 1456 nt
Organism: Bursaphelenchus xylophilus (pine wood nematode)
Lineage: Eukaryota; Metazoa; Nematoda; Chromadorea; Rhabditida; Aphelenchoididae
Source: the annotation of a GenBank genome assembly
AUGAGCGGAACCCCUGUGAAACCCGAGCCCACAAGCCUUCCACAUCAAACCGUUGUACCAAAUAUGGGUAAGACAUCUCAAAAAUUAUUAGUUUUCUGUUUUUAGUGACCACUCAAGCCGGUCAGCCGUUUGGCUACAACCCACCGGUGGCGAUUCCGCCCACCGCUCCUCAUCAUCAGCACUGUUUCACGCCCCAAGAACUUGUGCAAUAUGGAGCUCGAUCCGCCGUGCCGCCUCAGCCAGCAGACCCGCUGUUCACCGCGUUGAAGGCUGUGAAUGCUGUUGUGGCUGAGGUGAAGACUGAGUUGAAUCAUGAAGUUCCUCACGAGGUGAAUAAUUCAGUCCAGCAAUUGCAGCCUGCUUUUCCGACGGAUCAAAGUGUAGAAGAUGAAGACAAGGAGAAUAUUGCAAAGUCUGCAGGGCAAAAACGAAAGAAUGUAAGAUUUUGACCUCUUCUUGGUCUUAAUUUUUUGUUUUUGAAAUUUUAGGUUGCUUCUGUAUCUGGUUUGAUAUCCAAUGCCUAGUAUAACAUAAAAUUUUCAAAAUUUUUAUGUGCUAUGAGUUGAAUGGCGAAAAAUAUUGAUGUUUACGUCCUGUUAGCGUAGUAAGAACGGUUCUGUACACUUUCGCUACAAAAUUUGGCGUUUUGUUGCCUAGUGCAAUAUAAUUUUUGUCAAAUUUUUAAUGUUUUGGUUAAGAUGCUGCAAAUAAGUGUCAUCUAUAGUAUUUUGAUUAAUCAUUGGCUAUGAUUUUUACUGUGUAAUUCCAUCUUUUUGUCUAAAAUACUUCCUUAGAUUUGCAGGUUCACACGAUUUUUCUUGUAUAUUGUGAUUAAAAUCGAUUUUCAGACCUCUUCCGAACCCAAGCAGCCCAAGAAACGUCGUGAAUCCAAGCCGAAGGAACCGAAGCCGGCCAAACAAAUUAUUCCUCUACAUCCAACUGUCUUCACUUUUUCCUUGGAUGGCCAGUUGUCCAAGAGCACAGAAGGCCAAAAUAUUAUGAAUUUCCUGAGAGAAGGAGGCUGGCCAGGAGCUACAGGAAUCAAAAUGUUGUGUUCGCUGAUCUGCGAUCCAAUUAUGGACUUUUGCGCAAAGUAAGAAUGUGGAGGAAUGGGAAGCUGGGGGAAAAAUACUGGGUGAAAUACGGAGAUUUAUUGCAAAUGGGAGUUUUUUAAAGCGGGUAUUGCUGAUAUCAAUAUUUUUUUGUUUUACGAACUUUCAUAUAUUACUUUAGAUACCUCCAGAAAACAAUUUUCAGUGUUGCACGAUUAACUUUAAUUUUCAGACGCUACUAUCCCACCAGACGUGAGCUCCGGGAGUAUUUGACGCAUCUUCUGAGAGGAUUCCCUCAAGCCAGUGUGGACAGUUUGGUUGGAAAUGGAAAUGACAAAGGUUUCAUGGAGAAGGCGGUGUAUAACAGAAGAAGAAUCAGAAUGGGCAAAGAGAGUGGAAACUGA